AUGACUGCCUUUAAGACUCCAAUUGGGACAACACCCUAUAAGCUUGUGUAUGGGAAGAAUUUCCAUCUCCCGGUUGAAAUAGAGCAUAAGGCAAAUUGGGCCAUUAAGCAAAUCAAUUUUGAUCUCCAUGCCGCGGGUGAACGAAGGUUGCUAGAUCUUCAUGAGCUAGAAGAGCUCCGCAUGAAUGCCUAUGAUAGCGCAAGUUUGUAUAAGGCUAAAACCAAAGCAUGGCAUGACGCGAAGCUCUCCAAGAAAGAGUUUGUGGAAGGACAAAAGGUCCUACUCUACAAUUCAAGGAUCAAGCUCUUUCCCGGAAAGCUACGAUCAAGAUGGAGCGGCCCAUUCAAAGUGUCCAAGGUCUUCCCACACGGUGCAAUCGAGAUCUUCAAUGACAAGUAUCCUCCAUUCAAAGUGAAUGGACACCGUCUCAAGCUAUAUUUUGAGGGUCAACCAUUCGCAAAACCAGAAAAUUUGUCACUUAUUGAUGUGUUCAAGUCCCCUUGA
Messenger RNA from Chenopodium quinoa (quinoa), 504 nucleotides. RefSeq lists its product as uncharacterized. Bases 1 to 504 code for a protein of 167 amino acids. NCBI's taxonomy places the organism in Eukaryota, Viridiplantae, Streptophyta, Magnoliopsida, Caryophyllales, Amaranthaceae. The transcript has a single exon. The record is from RefSeq and is a predicted model, not a curated record.